This is a messenger RNA of Apodemus sylvaticus (European woodmouse), 465 nucleotides long. Its product is annotated as stefin-2-like. The transcript has 4 exons. Lineage: Eukaryota; Metazoa; Chordata; Mammalia; Rodentia; Muridae. Gene Ontology annotation, cellular component: cytosol. Bases 1 to 465 code for a protein of 154 amino acids. The record is from RefSeq and is a predicted model, not a curated record. Gene Ontology annotation, molecular function: cysteine-type endopeptidase inhibitor activity.
AUGGAAGAACACACCAUAAUAAUUGACAGUCACUUGUCAGAGUCCAGACCUGCUACAGCAGAAAUCCAGGAGAUUGCUGGCAAGAUCAGACCACAGCUCGAAGAGAAAUCCAAUGAGAAAUAUGAAAAAUUUGAAGCUGUUGUGUAUAAACUUCAAGUCCUCAUCGAUGGGAAAAAUUACUUCAUUAAGAUAACUUUUAUGGAUGUAGGGAGUGGUUGUUACUUCCACAUAAAAGUCUUCAGUGAUAUUUCAAAUGAAAAUGAUUUGGAACUUAGAGGUUAUGAGACUAACAAAACUAAGAAUGAUGAGCUGACCUACUUCAUAUUCAUCCUGUCCAGCAAAGAAGCAACUCACCAGAAUGAUGUCCAGAGGCUUGUCCGGGCCAGACCUGCCCCACAAGACAUCCAGGAGAUCGCUGACAAGAUGAGUCAAUGUGCUUCAGGAAAAAGCGUGAUGUCAAACUAA